Messenger RNA from Trichoderma reesei QM6a, 2481 nucleotides. RefSeq lists its product as uncharacterized. The transcript has a single exon. Gene Ontology annotation, biological process: copper ion import; intracellular iron ion homeostasis; iron ion transport. Gene Ontology annotation, cellular component: plasma membrane. Lineage: Eukaryota; Fungi; Ascomycota; Sordariomycetes; Hypocreales; Hypocreaceae. The coding region runs from base 1 to 2481 and encodes 826 amino acids. The record is from RefSeq and is a predicted model, not a curated record. Gene Ontology annotation, molecular function: ferric-chelate reductase activity.
AUGCAGGAGGAGCUCGCUUCCCAAGCCACGCGAAGCGUCUCCGACGUCGUCAAGCGGCUGCUGAUUCCCUUGACUCCCACGAGCCCGCCGGGUCUCGUCCAGGCGAAUACAGUUGAUCCGUGGUCCAAGGCCGGCAAGUAUGCUCUCGGCUGGACCUAUUUCGCAGCAGCGCUCUCGGGCUGCGUCAUCUCCGUCCGCAUCUGGCACUUCUGGCAAGACAAGAUCCGGCAGGCCAUCUACAAACAGCAAGUAGAGACGCAUUAUCGAGACACAUACAAUGUCGACGCCAACUUCGUCCAGGCGGCCAUCCGCACCGGCACGGCCCAGGAGUUCUUCCCCGAUGGCGAUCCCAUGGGCGAAAAGUUCCGUCCGAAAGCGCACUUUUCGUCCAUCGGCUUCGUCAACGACACGUUGGCCUUGUUUCGAUGGGUCUUUUAUCGAUCGGUUCCCGACAUUGUCAUCGGCAAGCAUCGAUUUACCUUCUCCUCGCUUGCCGUUCUGGCCACGACGUUUCUCGCCCUCGCCUUUGUCACCAUAUAUACCUUCCUCCAGCAGCCGCUCUACUGGGAGAGCAUUCGCUUUGGAGCGCCCCCCGUGGCCAUCAGGGCCGGCAUGCUCUCUGUGGCAUUGACGCCCUGGAUUGUUGCGACAAGCAUGAAGGCGAACAUCCUGACGAUGCUGCUCGGCAUUGGGCCAGAGCGGCUGAACGUCUUCCACCGAUGGCUCAGCUAUCUUUCUCUGUUCCUAGCGCUGGUUCACAUGAUUCCCUUUUACGUGCAGCCCGUCUGGAAGGACGACGGCAUGUCCGUUUGGGCCUCGACCUUUCCCUCUUCAAGGGGCAUCAUCUACGGCACGGGGAUAGCCUGCAUUGUUCCCUUGAUCUGGCUCUGUGUGGCGUCGCUGCCAUGGAUCCGAAGGGUUGCCUACGAGCUGUUUGUCAUCUUUCACGUCCCCGUCGGUAUCCUCUAUGUCGGCAUGCUGUUCUGGCACACGAGCAACAAACUCCUCACCUGGGACUACCUCUACGUCACCGUGGCCAUCUGGGCAGUCUGCAACAUCAUGCGGCUCUUCAAACUCAACUGGACAUGGCCCGGGCGACUGUCCUUUAUGGUUGGCGACGAGGCUGCCAUCACAUUGAUGGCCGAGAACGCCAUCAAAGUCACCAUCCCCACGCAGAUGCGGUGGAAGCCUGGCCAAUACGUAUAUCUCCGAAUCCCCGGCAUCUCAUUAUUCGACAACCACCCUUUUACCAUCUCAUCCCUGUGCAGCGAAGACUUUCCUUCUGAAUACGGGGAAAACUACCGGGACUGCAUCCUUCUGUUCAAGGCCUACGGCGGGUUUACGCGCAAGGUCCUGGACACGGCCAUAGAGAAGGGCCCGUUUCACACGUAUCGCGCAUUUCUGGAUGGUCCAUACGGCGGCAUGAGGCGCGAUCUGGCUGCCUUUGACACGUGCAUUCUGAUUGCUGGCGGAAGUGGCAUCACGUCACUGAUAUCUCAGCUCCUCAACCUGGUCAAGCGAAUGCGCGAUGGAAAGGCCAUCACCAGAAAGGUCGUCGUCGUUUGGGCAAUGAAGAAGAUUGAGGACAUGGACUGGUUCAAAGAGGAGCUGCGCAUCUGCCGCGAAUCAGCACCGCCGGAGAGCGUGCGCUGCAGGUUCUUUGUCACGUCGGCGGUGCGGAACCGAUCAGGGCAGCAGAUGACGGCGCCCAUCAACGGAAACAGCGCGCGAGCCUUGAGCCACAAGUUCCACGAUAAGCUGGACGGCUUCGUGGCAGGCAUUGCCUCGAAGCGCAACUCGGCCCUCAUCCAUGCCGAGGCGCAGGGCGAUCCGGACCGAGAGCGCGAGCUUCGCGCCGAGAACGAGGAUCGUAUCACAGCCCUUCCGCAGCAAAAGUACCUGCAGCCUCAUCAGUACCCACCGCCUCCGCCUCGCUUUCCGUCUCGCGAGUCCACCAUGACAGCCAUGUCCGAGGAUGGCUUGGGCAGUCUCAACGAGAACGGCUACCCCGAGGAUAAGAAGAGGGAAGAUGCGCCACCACAGGAGCAUGAGCAGGAGCCUGUCCCCAUCAUGGUUCCCGAACUUGCCCAUUUGUAUAAUGCUGGUGGCAUCCCUGCUGGCGUCCAUGCUGGAGGACCUGGCGACUUUGGCCAACAGGCUGGAUUCGACUUUGGCUUCCCCCAGACCCCCACCGAGUUCCAGAAGAACCUGAUGCGCUCAGCGUUCCCCGUGCCGCUUCAGAUUGAAGACGGUUGGACCGUCACGUACGGCCGGCCCCAUCUUGGACACAUGCUCAAGGAAUGGGCCACGGGCGGGCCCGAGGGCAGAGGGAUCCUGGGCCGGCGGACGGCCGUGUUUGUCUGCGGGCCCCCGGGCAUGAGGGUGGGCGUGGCCAACACGGUGGCGAAGCUGCAGGCGGAGAUUUGGGGCGACGACGAGCUGGAGGAGAUCUUUUUGCACACGGAAAACUAUGCUCUCUAG